Molecule: messenger RNA, 1731 nt
Organism: Rotaria socialis
Lineage: Eukaryota; Metazoa; Rotifera; Eurotatoria; Philodinida; Philodinidae
Source: the annotation of a GenBank genome assembly
AUGGGGUGCUCACAAUCGAAAACUAAAGCAAUAUCUAGCAAUGUCAUGGAAUUAGAAUUGGGUGCAAAAUCUAUUCAAUCUCUUUCAUACCCUAAUCAGCAAUCCGAUCGUAUCGUUGAAGACUGCAUUGUCGUAUGGCUUCUCAAUGAUUCUACCAUUGAUAUCGAAUUGAAAAAAUCUAAAUUACAACAUAUUAUUUCAACUGUGAAAAUAUUCACAGAUCAUGAAGCAUGUAUAACUUAUAUUAUGAACAUUCGAAUCGAAAGAAUAUUUCUUGUCAUAUCAACAACAGAAACAUUUCGUGAAUCAAUUCAAAAUUCACCUCAGAUUGAAAAAUUUUACAUUCUAAACUCGUCUACUCGUGAACUUAUUGAAAGCACAGAUAUCAUUGCAACAUCAAAUAUGUUUUACGAUAUUGAUUGUCUUUGUCAACAAUUAAAGAUGGAUGUCGAAAUGUGUCGACUUGACCAUUUAGCUGUUACAGCUUCAGUUUCAACAUCACAAGAUGACAAUACAUCUGCCGAUAUGAAAAGACAAGAAGCAUCAUUUCUUUAUUCUCAAUUGAUGAGAGAAAUUCUCUAUCGGUUGAAAUUUGAAAAUAAUGCUAAAAGCGAAUUUAUUAAUUUCUGUCGAUUAAGUUAUGCUAAUGACAAUGAACAAUUACGUAUAAUUGAUGAUUUUGAAAAAAAUUACCGACCACAAAAAGCACUCUGGUGGUUAACACGUCAAUCUUUUGUUUGGCGUAUCUUACAGCGCUCACAACGAGCAUUUGAAAUCGAUACUCUUUACAAACUAGGAUUUAUUGUCAAGCAUGCACAUACACAACUAAAUGUUUUCCAAGAGAGUAAUUCAUUAGUGCCAGAAAAUUUAUCAAUCGUUUAUCGUGGUAAAACAAUGAGAAAUAAUAAAUUUAAUUCUUUAGUAAAAAAUAACUGUGGCGGUCUUCUGUCGUUCGGUAAUCUUUUCAUAGCUCACAUAGAUAAAGAAAUCAGUAUUAAUUUUUUACGUAGUCGUCUAGCUACCUAUCAUCAAUCAAUUGGUAUUAUCUUUGAAAUACAUAUCGAUGGGAAGGUAUACAGUAGAAGAAGCCCAUUUGCUGCAAUAGACAAAAUACAUGUUGAUGAACAGAUUGAAAAAAAUGGAAUUUUAUUUAGCUUGAAUACAGUGUUUCGAAUCGAUUUCGUUGAAAAAUUUAGUGAAGAAUCGAGAAAUAUCAUAUGGACUGUUAAAUUAAGCUUAAUUGAUGAUGACGAUCAACAACUUCUUCAUCAUGUAGCAUCCUUACGAACUGAUGAAAUACAUUAUAAUCCACUUUCGUACAUAGGUAAACUAUACAUGGAUAUGGGAGAAUACACAUAUGCUCAGCAAUUCUUUAUUGGAAUGCUAAAAGAUGCUUCAGUUCGCAGUCAACCACGUCGUCUCGUACGCGUACAUUGCGGACUUGGUGCUAAUUAUAUGAUAACAGGCGAUUAUAUCAAAGCAUUAGAACAAUAUGAGCAAGCACUCGAUGUUAGCUUGAGUUAUUUACCGCCUAUGCAUAUUCAUCUCGCUUCUAUUUAUGAAGCGAUCGGAAAAUGUUAUUUUCAUCAAAGUAAUUAUAUCAAAACAGUAGAAAACUAUGAGAAAGCAGCUCAUAUAAUUGAACUCAAUGCACAAACAAACAAUGAACAGUUUACCAAUGAUUUACAAACUCGCAUUAACAGUAUUAACAAAUUACUUAAUGAAAAAUGA